Messenger RNA from Centruroides sculpturatus (bark scorpion), 10117 nucleotides. Its product is annotated as ubiquitin carboxyl-terminal hydrolase 24-like. The transcript is spliced from 73 exons. Lineage: Eukaryota; Metazoa; Arthropoda; Arachnida; Scorpiones; Buthidae. Gene Ontology annotation, biological process: protein deubiquitination. The record is from RefSeq and is a predicted model, not a curated record. Gene Ontology annotation, molecular function: cysteine-type deubiquitinase activity; protein binding; cysteine-type endopeptidase activity. Gene Ontology annotation, cellular component: nucleus; cytosol.
UGAAUGAAAUUCAAAAUGGCGUGCAAUGUGCAUUUCUUAGCGUGGUAUUAGUGUAUAGAAUAGGUGUGUAGUCGAGUUUAAAUCAUUGAAAUUUUAUUAUUAUUUUAUUAGACUGGUUAUUUUAUUUAAUGCUACCGACAGUUUAAAUAAUGCACAAUGUCAACCAUGGAUCAAGAUGAAGAAUGUGUAUCAAGCAUGACUUUACUGUCCAUGGGUUUUUCGGAUAUUAAUGAAAUCAAAAGAGCUUUGAGAAUUAGCAAAGGGGAUAUUAACGAAGCAGUAGCGAUAUUAACAAAUGAAAGAUCGCAUGAUGAUGACAUUGAAAUGAAAGAUAGCCAGAUCCAAACAUCAUCUGACGAGAGCCAUUCAACAACACAGUCAAAGUUUGUUGAAACAACUGGUUUGGACAAACCAGAUUUUAUAAAUUGUCCUAAACAGGAUUCUGAAAAACUUGGAACUGAUCAAGACAAUCAGUGGCUUGAAUUUCCAACUACUAACUUAUAUGAAUUGGAAACACGUGUAUAUACUGAUCAGUGGUCCAUACCUUAUAAACGAGAAGAAUCCUUGGGAAAGUGCCUUUUUAGUGCAAUACAUUUGGCUCGAGAAGGUUUAUGUGAUGCAGAUGAAAAUUGUAGAAGAUUUAUUGACCAAUGUUUACCUGAAGCAUUCAAAAAAUUACUCACUUCUGGUGCUGUAAGAUCUUGGGGUUUAGAAGUACAAGAAGGUGUAUAUAAUAUGCUUCAAUUACUUGUAGAAUUUAUAGCAGUCAGACUGAAGCUUGAUCCUAUACCUGAAAAAUUACUCUCUGUAGUUUUAGCAAUGGCAUUUGAUCCAGAUUCAGAAUUUCAUAUAAAAAAUAAACAUAGGACUAGUACUACUAUUCAUUGGAUGUCUGGAUUUAGUCCAAGCCAAUCUUUUGCUGUUUCUAAAAAUACAUUGGAUUCUUAUGGUUGGUUAAUUGAUACUAUAAACAGAUUUGCUCAAGAAGGAGGAUUUACUCAAAUUAGUAAAAAAUUUCAUAAUGAUAAUUUAUCAUCAUCACAAAUGGCUGCCCUUUUAAUGCCCUUAGCUAAGUGUGCUGAAUUUCUAAAUGGCUCUAUUAUUUGUCCAUUAUUAUCUCCAUGCAUGGAUAAAGCAGUAGACUUAAUAAAAAACCUUACCGAUGAAGAUUUUAAAAACAAGACCAUUUGCUCAGUCUCUGAAUUGCUAUAUGCAAUGAAGCUCCUAUGUUUACAGCUGUGGCAAAAUCAAGUUUCUUUCAUGAAUGUUCUUCGUUUAGAUGUUAUCCUUAGAAUGUUAAAAUGUCCCCAUUUUAAUGCAAGAAUGAAUGGAUUAAAAGAAGUUACAAAACUGAUUGACAAUAGUAUGUCUGUGCAAUUAUCCAAGAUAGCCAUAGAUUCUGAUGAUCUUUUGGAUUGGUUGGCUGAAAAUAAAGUAUUGUCCAUUGCAUUAGAAGGUAAUAUAGAUCAAGUACAGUAUUCUGAUAAAAUUAGAGGAAUCAUGGAAUUUUUAGGACAAAGACUAUCAUUAGAUGAACUCACUAAAAUAUGGAAUAUGCAGAAUGGACAAAAUGCUCAGAUUGUGGACAAUGUGCAUUCAAUUAUGGCUGCUGCAUCAUCUAAAUUCAAUCAAGAACAAUUUCAUCAUUUAUUAUCACUUGCUCAAACUGUAUUGGAUUUACUAUGGGACUUAGCUCAUUCUCCGCUUAUAUCUACUUCUUUAAUAGAACAAAUAUUGGUUGAACAUUUUACUAUUUUAGCUGAAGUAUCGCAUAAAGAUCAAACAAAAAAGAAUUAUAUUCUUNUGACUUUGAUAUUUUUCCAGACAGCACUUCAUGAUCUUAAUAAAGCACAUGACAUUGUAAAAAUGGUUACAGCAAGUUUAUCAAGAUGUCACAAACAAGCAGUUUCAGCAGCAGAUGGUAAACCAUUAAUGCCAGAAACAUUGAUUGAGAAUCGAUAUUCUCAUGAAGAGUAUUUGAUCGAGCAUUUGAAUUUUCUUCAAUUUUUGUUGCAAGAAGGAGCACAAUAUCUACCAUGGAAUAGAGCUAAGGAAAUAUGGGAUACAUUAGUAUCAAAUCCAGAUGCUUGUGAUAAAGAUAGAGAGAUAUGCUUUGAAUGGUUUAGCAAAUGUUUACAAGAUUUAGAAAUUGAUACACAGUCUCAGUUAUUUCAACAGAAAUUAUUAAAAAUGGAUCCAUCACAAGUAACACGGAAAGGUUUUGCAUGCUUUAUGACCUAUUUUGAAAAAGUUAAUACUUCAGAACAUAAAUUGAAAAGAUCAGGAUCCACUACUGUAGUUGAAAAGAGUGAUCUUACAGGAAUUGAUUUUUUAUGGCAAGUUGCCUUAGCUUCUCCUCAUGAAGAUAUAGCAGAAUUAUCAAUUGUAAAUAUUUUAGAUGCAUCAUAUCAUUGUCUUUCACAAAAACUGAAAAAGGACCCUGUUUCUCUGCAUAAGAAAUUCAUUGGAGAAUGCUACAGAAGACUUGAUAUUGUGACAGGAGCAGUUGGAGGAACAGUAAUGUUAGAAGCUGUGUCUAAUGCAACCAAAACUUUAACUGCCAUAUCUGUUUCAGAAGUUGCCUCAUUUCCACCAGCAAUAAGAAUGACAAAGUUGCAAAAUAUUUGCCGUUUGUUGCAAAUAGCUGAAAGAUAUAUAUCUUCUAUAGAAGAAUUGCACACAGCACCUCGAACUAUAUUGCCACAUGGUUCAUCUUUUAUUGGAUAUCCUGUUCUUAUAACAUUAAGUAUUGAUUCUAAUAAAGAAAUAACAAUUAUGUGCCAUAGCAAUGAAACUUUAGGAUCUCUAAGACAACGAGUAGCCCAAUAUCUUCAUCUAAAUGCAGAGGAAAUUCAAUUACAUUGGGGAGAUAUAGAAAGAUAUAAAUCUCAAUUGGCAAUAUCUAAGGAUCAGAAACUAAUAGGACAGUUAUGUCUGGAGAAUAAUCCUAUGCUUUCUGUGAAAGCAACUUCUGGUGCUAUUGUUUUAAAUAAAAGUGAAAUUUUCCCAUCUUCUCCACAAACGUUAUUGGAAUCAGUAAAUUUUAAUUCAUUAGCUACAGCAUCAAGUGGAUCUUCCAUACGUUUUUCUUUCCAUUUAGAACAAGAGAAAAUGUUGCCUGGUGUUGUGAUGUCUUCAGGAGGUCAAGUUUUUUCCAUGUUGUUUCAAUUGGCGAUGCUGGAGGAUUCAAAAAUAUCAGCAAGAAUUAGAAAUUUGUUACAUUUAAUUCCAACUGAUCCUGCAAUAUUAGAUUCUCUGGAUUCUAUAAGUGUAAAGCAAAAAUCAAAUGAAGCUGUUUCUCCAACAACUGAUUCCAAUAAGUACAGUCCAAGAACAAGCCCAAAGAAAAUAAUUCAAAGUUCUCCAAAAGAAAAGCCAGAAGGACCACAUGAGAUUUUGAGGAAUCUGUUUGAUGUAAAUGUUCAAACAUCUCCUUUUAAACUCCUUUAUAAUCUAGAGGUUUUAUGUGGUAAAUUAAUAGUAGUUAUGCAAGAUGCAGCUACUAUCCAAAGUGCUCAAAUAUUUUGUGAAGAUUUUUUAAAUGCAGGAGGAUUAAAACUGGUAUUAGGAGUGCUGCAGAGAGACAGUAUGCCCCCUGAAGUAGAUUAUGAUAUUCGACAAGGCUGCUACUUAAUGGCAUUAGUUAUAGCUAGGUAUCUUUUGUGUGGACAGACAGGAUUAGAAUAUGGAAAUAUACCUCAUAGCUUGGGAUGCAGAAUGAAUAUUAAAAAAACUUCUCAAGCAUGCUAUUCUGAAAAUAUUGUUAAUCCUAACAUACAUCCUACAAUUUCUACCAAAGCAAUUCAGACUUUAAAUAUUGGUGAACUUUUGGAAACUUUAUCAUGUAUUAUGAGAGUUGCUUGGGCAGCAGCAGCUGGUCAACUCCAUCUUGCAAAUUGUCCUCUUCCUAGUAGUAGUCAUUUAUCUGGGAGAAGAAGUAGGCAGAGUAGCACAGGAAGUAACGCAAGUAGUGGAAGUGAAGGUGAAACUCAAGGUCUUCAUAGUGGUGUUUGUGGUCAACAGGAAUAUGUAAGCAGCAAAGAUUCUCUUUUAGCCCAAAAAUCCUUAGAAUUUCUUGUUACUUGUCUCGAAUUACGAACAGAUACUUUAAAUAUUGGUGAACUUUUGGAAACUUUAUCAUGUAUUAUGAGAGUUGCUUGGGCAGCAGCAGCUGGUCAACUCCAUCUUGCAAAUUGUCCUCUUCCUAGUAGUAGUCAUUUAUCUGGGAGAAGAAGUAGGCAGAGUAGCACAGGAAGUAACGCAAGUAGUGGAAGUGAAGGUGAAAGUCAAGGUCUUCAUAGUGGUGUUUGUGGUCAACAGGAAUAUGUAAGCAGCAAAGAUUCUCUUUUAGCCCAAAAAUCCUUAGAAUUUCUUGUUACUUGUCUCGAAUUACGAACAGAUGUUUUCAAUUCAUUUUCUACCAUGCCAUGUGUUCCAGAUUUCAUUAUAGAUAUGUUAUUAAGAUCACCAAGUUUAGAUGUAAGAACUGCAUGUCUUGAACAGUUUUAUAAAUUAAGUACACUCCAGUUUUCUAAUGCCACCAUAAGUCCAAGGCAUUUUUUAAUCCAGAAGCUUCUAACAGCUCGUCUUCCAUUAUGGGUUCCUACCAGCAGCACAAGGGGAGCAAAUCAAAAAUUGUUAAGCCAAUGCAGAGAAUAUUUUGAAUUUGUCUGCAGAAUAUUAAAAGAUUUGAGUAUCAUGGAACAACAAAUGCUGCACAUUGAUGCAAAACAAAUGGUUGAAGAUGAAAUUGCUUGGUUACAAGGGUUUUCAUCUUCAUGUAAUCCUGAUUUACAAGUAGCAGAUAAUGCAUUAUUAGCAGGUCAUUUUAAUUUAAUUAAGACAUUAUUAACAUGUGAAAAGAUUCAAAAAAAAGAAAUUGGAAAAAUAUUGAUUCCAGAUCUAUUAAAUAAAUUUUUAUUUCCUGCUUCACAUUUAAUAUCUCAUGGGAAUGACAGUAAUAGUAUUCCUCUCACACCAAGAUGUUCUAGUAAUGAAUCAAGAGUUUCAGCUUAUGAAUUGUUAGUUGAAUUAGCCAAAGAAUGUUUACAAAACAUGGAACAAAUUGUCAACUAUUUAAUAAAAAUGCAUCACUAUUUAAAACCAGAACUUGUGAAGGAAUAUGAGUAUGAACCAUUAGUGGCAGGACGUUUAGCUUCUGGUUAUGUUGGUCUAAAAAAUGCUGGUGCCACAUGCUACAUGAAUUCUGUCAUACAACAAUUAUAUAUGCAACCUGGGGUAAGAGAAGCUAUUUUGUCAGUUGAUGAGGGAGAUAUAGAUGAAGAAAGCCUUUUUUAUCAGUUUCAACUGAUGUUUGGCCACUUGUUGGAAUCACAAUUACAAUACCAUAUUCCAGAAAAAUUUUGGAAGUAUUUUAGAUUAUGGGGUCAACCUAUAAAUGUAAGAGAACAACAAGAUGCUUUUGAAUUUUUCACCCAUCUGAUUGAUCAGCUAGAUGAAUAUUUGAGUAAAAAUGGUUGGGAACCCAUUUUUAAGGCAAAAUAUGAAGGAUCAUUUUCCGAUCAAAAAAUAUGUCAGGGAUGUCCCCACAGAUAUGAAAGAGAGGAAACAUUUACUGCACUUAAUUUACCUGUGAAAAGCCAUAAUUUAUUGGAUUCACUUGAUCAGUUUGUGAAAGGAGAAUUGUUAGAAGGAGACAAUGCCUAUUUUUGUGAAAAAUGUGGAGAAAAGAGAAAUACAAUUAAAAGGACAUGUAUAAAGUCAUUACCACCAGUUCUUGUGAUUCAAUUAAAAAGAUUUGGAUAUGAUUGGGAGGCAAACAGAGCUAUGAAAUUUGAUGAUUAUUUUAAGUUUCCUUGGUUAUUAGAGAUGAAUCCAUAUACAGCUGAUGGUAUACAUGAAGAAGAGUUAUUGAAAGGUCAGAAUGAAGAGAGAAAUGAAGCCAUUAAGUCAAAUAUAAAAGCAAAUAGUUUUAUAUAUGAACUUGUUGGUGUAGUUGUUCAUAGUGGACAAGCUAAUGCAGGACAUUAUUAUUCUUAUAUCAAAGAAAGAAGAAAUUGAGAUAGUAGGUCGGGAGCAAAUGUUGGAAAAUGGUUUAAAUUUAAUGAUACCACAGUUGAAGAAUAUGACUUUAAUGAUAUUACAUUGGAAGCAGAAUGCUUUGGUGGAACUUACAAAGCUAAAGUUAGAGAUUCUGGUAAUUCUUAUCCUGAGAUUCGACAAAGGUAUUGGAAUGGCUAUAUAUUAUUUUAUGAGAGAAUGGAAGAAGCGAUAAAAACACCAAGAACACCUCGAAAAAUACCUGGACGAUUUUCAUUCAGGAAAACUGAGAAAGAUAAUAUUGGUACACCAAAUAAAACAGUAAGAAAAAGUGGUACACAUAGACAUGGUGAUAGCUUAAGUCAGCUAACACAAUUGGUUGACAGAGGUGAAAGACAGGGACUGUUUUUGGAUAAAAUGCCAGCUAGAAUACAGCAAUUAGUAAGGGAAGAAAAUUUAGUUUUUAUGCACAAUCGAGACAUUUACAGCAAUUCAUAUUUUAGUUUCAUACAGCAAGUUGUUACUUGCAACAUUGGAAAUUCAAAGCUUUCUGAUUAUCCCAAAUUAAUGAUUGAAAGUUUAAAUUUAAGUGUCAAUUUUCUUUUCAAUACUUACUUACGUUAUAAAAGGAAGAUCAGUACUGUGAUGACAGAAUGGGUGAAUUGUAUUGAGACAAUAAUUAACAGUAAUAAAGAAGCUACAUUUUGGCUAUUGAAUUAUUUAGCUAAUACCAGUAGAAUUAAUUAUUUAAAGCUAGAGCCUAUGGUAGUCUAUUGUAAUUCUUAUCCUGAGAUUCGACAAAGGUAUUGGAAUGGCUAUAUAUUAUUUUAUGAGAGAAUGGAAGAAGCGAUAAAAACACCAAGAACACCUCGAAAAAUACCUGGACGAUUUUCAUUCAGGAAAACUGAGAAAGAUAAUAUUGGUACACCAAAUAAAACAGUAAGAAAAAGUGGUACACAUAGACAUGGUGAUAGCUUAAGUCAGCUAACACAAUUGGUUGACAGAGGUGAAAGACAGGGACUGUUUUUGGAUAAAAUGCCAGCUAGAAUACAGCAAUUAGUAAGGGAAGAAAAUUUAGUUUUUAUGCACAAUCGAGACAUUUACAGCAAUUCAUAUUUUAGUUUCAUACAGCAAGUUGUUACUUGCAACAUUGGAAAUUCAAAGCUUUCUGAUUAUCCCAAAUUAAUGAUUGAAAGUUUAAAUUUAAGUGUCAAUUUUCUUUUCAAUACUUACUUACGUUAUAAAAGGAAGAUCAGUACUGUGAUGACAGAAUGGGUGAAUUGUAUUGAGACAAUAAUUAACAGUAAUAAAGAAGCUACAUUUUGGCUAUUGAAUUAUUUAGCUAAUACCAGUAGAAUUAAUUAUUUAAAAUCUUUUUUACUUGAGUGUCCAAACAGAGAAGUCAGAUUUGCUUUUGCAAGAAUACUUGAAAAGACAAUUGCCAAUUUCUUCUAUCAUGGAGGAAAAAUUAUUGAUAGAAGUUUAGACAGUGUCAUUACUUGUUUAUUGGAGAUGCUGAACCAAGAAGUGCCCGAUAACUGUCGAAGUUGCAGCCAGUAUUUUUGGUUACUCAGCAUGUAUGUUCAAAUGGUAAGUAUUCUGUUAGAAAAUCUUCAAAGACAAGAUAAUGUAGCAAAUGUUGGAAAAUGGUUUAAAUUUAAUGAUACCACAGUUGAAGAAUAUGACUUUAAUGAUAUUACAUUGGAAGCAGAAUGCUUUGGUGGAACUUACAAAGCUAAAGUUAGAGAUUCUGGUAAUUCUUAUCCUGAGAUUCGACAAAGGUAUUGGAAUGGCUAUAUAUUAUUUUAUGAGAGAAUGGAAGAAGCGAUAAAAACACCAAGAACACCUCGAAAAAUACCUGGACGAUUUUCAUUCAGGAAAACUGAGAAAGAUAAUAUUGGUACACCAAAUAAAACAGUAAGAAAAAGUGGUACACAUAGACAUGGUGAUAGCUUAAGUCAGCUAACACAAUUGGUUGACAGAGGUGAAAGACAGGGACUGUUUUUGGAUAAAAUGCCAGCUAGAAUACAGCAAUUAGUAAGGGAAGAAAAUUUAGUUUUUAUGCACAAUCGAGACAUUUACAGCAAUUCAUAUUUUAGUUUCAUACAGCAAGUUGUUACUUGCAACAUUGGAAAUUCAAAGCUUUCUGAUUAUCCCAAAUUAAUGAUUGAAAGUUUAAAUUUAAGUGUCAAUUUUCUUUUCAAUACUUACUUACGUUAUAAAAGGAAGAUCAGUUUCAGAUCUUUUUUACUUGAGUGUCCAAACAGAGAAGUCAGAUUUGCUUUUGCAAGAAUACUUGAAAAGACAAUUGCCAAUUUCUUCUAUCAUGGAGGAAAAAUUAUUGAUAGAAGUUUAGACAGUGUCAUUACUUGUUUAUUGGAGAUGCUGAACCAAGAAGUGCCCGAUAACUGUCGAAGUUGCAGCCAGUAUUUUUGGUUACUCAGCAUGUAUGUUCAAAUGGGAAAUAAAGCUUGUGCUCAUAUCUUUGAAAAGAAUGGCUUCCAAAAACUACUAACGUUUCUUUUAGGACCAGCAGCUGCAGAAAUGCAAAUAGAGGGUUCUUUUCCGAGGCGCUGGAGUUCUGUUCAAACUCGUGAUUUUGGACCUUUACAUACUACUCUAGCUACAUUGAUACUCUGCUGUGAUCUCUCUCCUCAUAGAACAUGUGAUAUUGAUAAAUAUUCUGUACGUAUAUCUGAAUGGAGUCCAAGUAAUGAAUAUCUUCAGAUGCCAGAUGAUGUAUGUUCAGCUCUUUUUGGUCCUGGUGGAAUUCGUUACAUAAGAGAAAUUGUGAGUGCAUGCAGAGAAGUAUCUGGUCCAAUUGGCAUAAUCAUCGAUAUGCUUAUUCAAAGCAGUUUUUGCAAUGCUGAUUUUUCUGUAACAGUUAUUAAACAAGUCAUGGUUCAAUAUUCUUCUGUGCCUUCUAAUGAAUUAAAGAAUUUAUCUCUCUUACUUUUAGAAAUUUUGUCUUUGGAAGAUCCAUUGCAGUAUAUUCGUAUUCAGUAUGUCAUAGACGGGUUCACUGACGAAAAUGGUACUCCUUAUGACGGAAUGCUUGCCAUUAUUCGUGCCAAUCAAAAUAAUGAUAGCAGACGUUCUUAUCAAGGAGUAAAAUUUCUAGUCACUUUAGCACAUAAAUGUUCUUUGGCCAAAGAUUAUCUGAUGCAAACACCAAUUAAAUGGCAGUGGGCAGUUAAUUGGUUAAAGAAAAUGAUGUCAGAACAUACUUAUUGGGGUCCACAAUCAAAUAUCCCACUUUCUAAUGAAGAUUCUAAUACCAAAACAUUCCAGCGUACCGUUAGUGCUCAAGAUACUUUAGCUGAUGCAACAGCUUUACUAACGGAAUUAGAAUCGCCCGAAAAUCAAGAUCUGGUCAUGGACAUGGAUGAAGAAAACAAAAGUCAAGGAAUAUUCAUGAAACUUGAUCAAGAAGAGAAAGUACAAAUACAGAAUACACAGAAUACAAAAGAACCUACAAACAAGGAAGAUAAUGGCAAAUUAAAACGUGUACAGGGUAUGGACGAUUUAGAUUGUAUUGAUCCUUGAAUUCUCACAUCAACUUCUGUGGUAUUUUAGAUAUUUCAAAAAAUAACAGUGCCAAUAUUUUGUCAUAUAUGCAAGAAUAUAUAUACAGAAUUUAUUAGAUUAUAUAACAGAUUUUUUUUAUAUAUAUAUAUAUAUAUAUAUAUAAAAUGUUGUUGUUGUUACAAGUUAUUAUGCUGCCACAAAUUUGCAUAAAUUUGAUUCUAUUUCUUCUAUGCAAUGACAUUACUGUGGAUGUUUAUGGCAAUGGCAAAAUUUUAAACUCAACACAACAAUUUGUUUCUAAAGAAUACGUAAAUCUAACCAUAAAAUUCUUUAGGGACAGCUGUUUUAUUGACAAAUCCAACUUUUCUGAAUUUGUGAUGAGUAAAUAUCUAUUUUUCUCAAGAAAUAUAUUACUAUGCAUUUUUUGAAAUGAUUUUUUUUGUAAUAUAAUUGUUUUGUUGAAAAUUUUUAAAUUUCUUCUUACAGAUGAAUUAGAUACUUGAUAAUUGGACUGUCAUUAAUAUUUUAUUGUUAAUAAUACAGCCAAACAGAAAACAAAAGUAAUUGUUUUGUUUGAUGUUUGUUCAUA